GAUGCGCUGGUGUGUGCGAGCCAUGGCUGGGAACGUCUCCCGGACACACCACUACGUUGUCACCGUGACCGUCGUGAUCCCCAUGGUCAAGUGCAGCCGAAAGGCCCCAGGAUAUCCAUUGAGAAAUCGACGGGUCUCCUCAACAACAACGAGUACCACCACCACGAGUCCCUCUCCGAGUACCAUGGGCCCUGUGCAGCUGCUGGUCAAGGGGCUAAGAGACGGGCAUUUUCCACGCUUGCAGUGCAGUCACGAUUGGGCAGUCGGUGCGAGAAUAGGAGAGGCCAACAACCCGGGACCGGGACCCGAGACCAGCUCGGGCCUAGUUGAGGGGCUAGGGCUGAAAGAAAUGAUCCUUGACAUGGUUAGGGAAGCUGUGAAAGAAGCUAUCAAGGAAGCCUUCGGAGCCGGCUUCCUUGGCUCGGCUUCCACUCCUCCCGUUGUUCAGUCUGCUACCGCCAAUCAGGCGGAAAAAAGUAGGGGAAAAGGCGACAAGCCACAGGGCCGGAACGGCCAACCCGCGGCGGAUGGCCAUGCUAGUCAGACUCGUGCUGCUAAACUUGGCAAGGGGCGGGGAGGUGAUAAGCCAGUCCUCUCUUCCAGUCAUGACAAUACAUGGAAAACGGUGGAGCGUCGGUCUCCACAGGCGGAGUUCAAUCUCCGCCCCCAGGAUUGGGAUUCGCCUCUGCUGCUUUUCUCUGACGUCGCUAAGGCGCUCGACAAAACGGCAGAUGGAACAUGCUUUUGUGCGGUUGUGCGGUGCGCUGCCGAGCAGCGCACGAUCCUACAUAGGAUCCUGGCCGGCAGCAAGCAUGCUUACAGCGUCUUAGCGGUUUCCAUCGGCAGAGAAGCUGAGCAACCAGCCGACACGCAGCGUCGGGUUCCGGGCCGAGUGGGGGAUGCACUUGCAUUUCGACAAGCGACCGUUGUGCAAUUCAAGUCGACUCCCGCCGGCAAGAUCCCUCAACCCAAGGGCAUGAGGCAGCAGGCGGUGAAGAUCGAGCUCUGGGAAUCUUUUGAGAAACCCCUCAGAAGUGCAUUGUGCAGUGGCUUGCAGACAGACAUGUCAAUGCUCUGUCUGGACAGCUUCGCUUGGAAAGCCGAGAAGGGAGACGCUCAAGGGCACCAGCUUUAUGGCCUGGUCAGAUUGCUCAAGCCUGAGGCCGAGGCCGUUCUCCAUGCAUCCGGCCAGGACGGGAUUUUCCUGGACCCGACGCGGUCCAUGAACAUAAAGAGCCGCAUCGAGUGGGUGGAGCGCCGCAACAAGCAGGAAGGCCACUCCGAAUAUCAUGCUCGUGCGAUCAAGUGUGCUGGCGACCUCGGCUUGAUUGUCAAGGGUAGCCGUUUGGCUGUCCGACGCACAAUUAAAGACGAUGACAACCUUAAAGACGAAAUGAAGGUUCCCCAAAUCUGGAUUUUCGAGCACGUGCCGCUCAACGUCGACCCUGAACAGGCCAAGGCCAUCUUGGAGGAGUCGUUCGUUGAGGUCACCAUGAUGAGGGCUCGCGGCUCUAAGGGUGGACGAUCCUUUUAUUUCAAGGGGGCUCAUGCUACCAAUCCUGAUGCCGACCUGGUCCCGAUCAGCUUGGACACCGGCGAUGGGAUCAUCACUGCUUGGGCCAGGGUGGCGCCGCCGAGGACCGCGAAAGUGCAGCAACGCCAGCUUCCUGUCACUGCGGUUCCACUUGCGGCCAGGCAGACGCUUCGGUCCAUCACGCCAGUUCCGAUGCCGGCUGGGUCAGGGACCACUCCGAUGGAGGUGUCCAACACGGACACCAAGGAGAGCGACGGCCAGGAUUCCGGUCAGGCCGCUCAUAAGAAGCCGGAGGGGGGAGAGCCGCCCAGCAAACGGGCCGCUGUUGCGCCCGAGCUGCGUCAGGUUCCCCAGGGACUCAAGAUCGAAGCUCAACCCAAUGACGGUGCUUGUGCUUUUCAUUGCUUUUCGCAGGGACUCAUGAAGAUCUCCAAGGGCAAGAUUGACAAGCAUCCUCGUCAGUUGCGUGCCGAGUGUGUGGAGCACAUGCAGAAACACGCAGAGGAAUACAAGGCGUCCUGGGACAAGAAAGGCCCCGACGGCAAUGAGCUUGCCGACUGGGAUUCAUACAUCUCGGCGGUAAGUGCCGAGAGCGCUUAUGUUUCCGACCUCGAGCUUCGUGCAUUGGCACGGCUGUAUGAUGUCAAGGUAGUAUUGGUGCCACAACUUGCGUGCUUUCCUCCGGUUGUGUUUCAUUCCGGUCAGAAGAGUCCCAAGCGCUGCUUGAUGUUGUGGUACUCUGAGCGGCAUCUGGACCUUCUUGUCACCGAGGAAGGCAAACGAGUGCCGGAGGACAUUGCUGCGAUCACGGCGGCGAUCAACUUUGACUUGAGGGUUGGCGGUGGGCCGACGUCGUCGGCCGCUUCUUCGGCAGGAUCGUGGGGAAGCCCCGGCACGGUCUUUACUGACCAGGGCAGAGCUUCACGAUCUAAGCGGGGCGGCUCAGCAGCCUCUUCAAGCUGGCGAUCUCAACCCAACACCGUGUGGACAGGCCCAGGGGUCACCUCGGGGCCACAGCGCACAGGCGGCUCCACCAUCACUGCUCCCCAUGCGGUCGAGGACUCGCUCGAUCAGCAGGAAGCCACUGGUGCACGGUCCAAGCGUACAGUAUACCACUGGCAGAGUCAUGGGCUUCGGCGAAAGACAGUUAAGUUCUUCAAGUGUGAGCUGUGUCCGUAUGUUGUCGCAGUCAAGGAUGUGCCUGACCUUUGCAGCAAACGUAGCAGUCAUUGUCGUCGUUACCAUGGAGGUGAAGGACUGCCAGGGAACCGGACCAGGACCACUGACUACGUCAAUCCGAUCAAAGGUUCGCAGACCCAGUCUGCUUGGAUCUGCCCUUUAUGUCCUUAUGGCAUCACUAAUCAGCUUCGGUCUGCUCUCAGCUCGACCACGGUUGUCCUUGCAAAGCGGCGACACAAGCAGGAGCACCGCCCGAGGGUCUCCGAUGAGCGAUGGAAGCGCCUGUGCAACAUUCGGGGCCCGAACGCCUCAGCGCAGCGGGUCACCAAGAUGAACCAUUUCGUUGCCAAGCACCUCCGCGAGGACAUCCAGCGCCAGGCCGAGGGUUUCCGCAAGUUCACGUGGCCUUUGCGUGUGUGUGUCAAGAAGACUGCCAAGAUCCGCACCGUCAAGUUUCGCACUGCUUGGGCUUGUGAUCGCUGUGGCAAAUGCUUUAAGUUUCGGAAGGACCUCUCGGCCCAUCGCAGCGUUUCGCGCUAUCAUCCGAACCCGUGCUCAAGUGAUAAGGCUCGCAAGGUUCGCAAGUCAAAUCUCAAGAAGCUCGGAUGUUUGGAAACAUGGUGCCGUCGCAAUAGACAAUGCCAUGGAUUCGAUGAUGCCAAGCUCUCCUCCAUCUUCAAGGAGGCGAAGGCAGUGCUAGGAGGUGAGUAUGUGCAGCCAUGA
Molecule: messenger RNA, 3436 nt
Organism: Symbiodinium necroappetens
Lineage: Eukaryota; Dinophyceae; Suessiales; Symbiodiniaceae
Source: the annotation of a GenBank genome assembly